Molecule: messenger RNA, 2473 nt
Organism: Coregonus clupeaformis (lake whitefish)
Lineage: Eukaryota; Metazoa; Chordata; Actinopteri; Salmoniformes; Salmonidae
Product: BTB/POZ domain-containing protein 2-like
Exons: 9
Coding region: 389-2197 (602 amino acids)
Biological process (GO): neurogenesis
Cellular component (GO): P-body; cytosol
Molecular function (GO): protein binding
Source: RefSeq, a predicted model, not a curated record
AAAAUGUAUGAAUUCAGAAAUAAAAUAUAUCGACUAGGCCUUAUCAAUGGAGAGGAGAAUAAUUUUCAUUAAAUUUGAGCUGAAUGCAUAUUUAUCUGCUAGGUCUAAGUAACAUGAAUCAUGUUGUAUGUAUGCCUACAGUAUAUCAUAUUUGCAUACCAGUGCAUCAAAUAAGUAAGCCUGCUAUGUUGUAUUAAUAAAUACUAGCUCCAUGGUUGGGAAAUAGAAUAGCUCAUCAUAAACUCAUUGAUGUUCAUUUGUCUAAUAAACCAUAGCAAAUUAAUAUGAUUACAUCAUGAUACAUAUGCAGCCUUUGGUAAUAUAGGCUGCUAUUGAUUGUCCAGUGUCCAGACAAUUUAGGACACCUUCUUCCUCCAUCUCCAGCCUCAUGCGAGGUUCACUCAUUCCGCCUGUGUUUCUGGGGAUGCGCUGUUGUGCUUGUUUAUCUCAGCAGCAAACCCUGCAGUGUUCUCCAUCCAAAAUGGCUGCGGAGGAGGAGAGCAAUAGCAGAGCUCCAUGUCUCAAUUUCUCCAGUCCCGGACCUCUAGGUAAUGCUCAGCCGAGCAACAACGCCCAUUCCUCGCCCGCUACAAACGAGGGGUCAGCGGGUGCAACUGGAGGAGCACCACGGACAGCGGGACACUCAAACCCUCAACCAGGCCGUGACAGUGGCGCCGAUGUCAGAGUAGAGACUUCCCCGAAUAGGCAACACACUACGCCACAGUCAGCGGGUCAGAGUGCCACGGCUGCCCGGGCACCGACAGCCGCAGGGGGAGCGUCAGGAGCUGCGACAAACAUGACAGCCUCGACAGCAGCCUCCGUGGAGCCCCCGAACAUCCCAUCCUCACUUCCCAGUAGCCCCGCAUCUGCGGCCGUAUUGGUUUAUCGGGAGCCAGUGUACAACUGGCAGGCCACAAAAAACACCGUGAAAGAAAGGUUUGCGUUUCUGUUCAACAACGAGGUGCUGAGUGACGUACAUUUUCUGGUGGGGAAGGGAAUGGGAGUGCAGCGGAUACCAGCACACAGAUUUGCCCUUGCCGUAGGAAGUGCAGUAUUCGAUGCGAUGUUCAAUGGCGGUAUGGCCACCACCUCGACUGAGAUCGAGCUGCCUGACGUGGAGCCGGCUGCAUUCCUUGCCCUGCUCAAGUUCUUGUACUCAGAUGAGGUGCAGAUAGGACCUGAGACUGUGAUGACCACACUGUACACAGCCAAGAAGUAUGCAGUGCCAGCCCUAGAGGCCCACUGUGUGGAGUUCCUCAAGAAGAAUCUACGUGCUGACAAUGCAUUUAUGCUGCUCACUCAGGCACGGCUCUUUGACGAACCUCAGCUGGCCAGCCUCUGUCUGGAGAACAUCGACAAGAACACAGUGGAUGCACUCGCUGCCGAGGGCUUCACUGAUAUUGACCUAGACACGCUGGUGGCGGUGCUGGAGAGGGAUAAUCUGGGGUUGCGGGAGGUGCGUCUGUUUGGGGCAGCGGUGCGCUGGGCGGAGGCAGAGACCCAGAGGCAGCAGUACCAGCCCACUCCAGAGAACAAGCGCAAAGUGCUGGGCAAAGCCCUGGUCCUUAUCCGCUUCCCUCUCAUGACCAUCGAGGAAUUUGCUGCAGGUCCGGCCCAGUCUGGUAUUCUUAGUGACCAGGAGGUGGUGAGCCUGUUCCUUCACUUCACGGUGAACCCCAAGCCUCACGUGGAGUUCAUCGACCGGCCUCGCUGCUGCCUGCGGGGGAAGGAGUGCAGCAUCACACGCUUCGGACAGGUGGAGAGCCGCUGGGGCUACAGUGGGACCAGUGACUGCAUCCGGUUUUCAGUGAAUCGGAGGAUAUUUGUGGUGGGAUUUGGCCUGUAUGGUUCGAUACAUGGUCCUACAGACUACCAAGUCAAUAUACAGAUCAUUCACACAGACAGCAACACUGUCCUGGGUCAGAACGACACAGGCUUCAGCUGCGACGGUUCCUCCAACACAUUCCGGGUCAUGUUUAAGGAACCAGUGGAGAUCCUGCCCAGUGUCAACUACAUCGCGUGUGCCACCCUCAAGGGACCAGACUCUCACUAUGGCACCAAAGGCAUGCGUAAAGUGACCCACGAAGCCCCAGCCACCGGCACCAAGACCUGCUUCACCUUCUGCUAUGCUGCAGGAAACAACAAUGGCACUUCAGUAGAGGACGGACAGAUCCCUGAGGUCAUCUUCUACACAUAAUCAAUCUCUGACCUCCCAGGGAACUCUGAACUAAGGACUGGCUAUAGGUGGUUCCCAAAUGACACCCUAUUGCCCAUAUAGUGCAAAGUAAUACUUUAGGCAAUAAGGCAUUUGAGCAUAGCCUAAUAGUACAGCUCCUCUAUUAUUCCUCAUGAGUCUUUACUACUACUACACUUCACCACAGGGUAGUGCUCGAAGGCUGUUUACACAGGCAGACCAAUUCAGUAAUUUUCCCACUAAUUGGUCUUUUGACCAAUCAGAUCAUCUUUGAAAAAG